This is a messenger RNA of Eruca vesicaria subsp. sativa (arugula), 1154 nucleotides long. NCBI's taxonomy places the organism in Eukaryota, Viridiplantae, Streptophyta, Magnoliopsida, Brassicales, Brassicaceae. The record is from the annotation of a GenBank genome assembly.
AAAAAAAACAGAGUAAAGCUUUUGAAAAGCAGAGCUCAAAGAGCGCCUUCUCUUGUCCGCUAAGUUCAAACGCAGAGACGAACGAUCAUAGAGAUGGGAGAGGUGAUAAUAUUCAUCGAAGAUAAAUAUAUGAAUUCGAGUUACUCACGCUGCAGAAUUUGUCACGAAGAAGAAGCAGAGAGAUACUUUGAAGCUCCUUGUUCUUGCUCCGGCACCGUCAAGUUCGCUCAUAGAGAUUGCAUACAACGAUGGUGCGAUGAGAAAGGAAACACGAUUUGUGAAAUAUGUCUCCAGGAUUAUAAACCUGGAUACACCACGACUUCAAAACCAUCUCGUUUAGUUGAACCAGCAGUCGCAGCCAGGACGAGGAGACAAUAUGGAGGGAGAAGAAAUAGAAGAUUAGUGGACAGAACUGAAUCACAAUUUCCUGAAUGCAACUCUGAAGCUGACAGAUGCGCUUCUUGUUGUAGAUACUUGGCUCUCCUUCUAUCGGUGAUUUUGUUGAUAAAGCAUGCGUUUGACGUGGUUUAUGGAACCGACGAGUAUCCCUUCACCAUUUUCACGGUAUUAACACUGAAGGCCAUUGGUAUACUAUUGCCAAUGCUCGUAAUCAUUCGGACUAUCGCAGCUGUUCAGAGCAGUCUCCGACGUCAGUUUAUCGAAUCUGAAGAAGAUACGUUAAGCUCUGAAGAUGAUGAUGGCUUGGAGGAGGAAGAGCAACAGCAACAUUUGGCUUGAUCUUUUUUGUUCUCGUCAUCAUCAUAUGGGGAAGAUAAGACAACGCUAAAGCCGAUGUCGUCUGAGUCAGUGGUGUUGAUUGGAGAAGGUGGUCACGAGCAGAGAGAAAGACAGGUGAAAAUAACUGAUUGUGAAUGUUAAUGCAUUGACAACUCAUACAAGAAAGAAAGGUCACAAGAACAUCUGCACCCGUAUGGCUAAACCUAAUUAAAACACCUUAAACCCUAAUUAAAUUUGAGAAAGAUGUCAAUAAAAGAGCAUGUAUAUAAAUAUAUUAUUUAACUUGAGAAGUUAAAGAAGCUUUUCCACAGUUCAAAAAUUAAGGGAUACAAAAGCUCGAAAGCAAGGUUAGAGGAUAUAUAAAGUGAGAGGACUAGUGAGUGUAGAAAUACUUGGUUGGGAGAAAUAGAUACGUG